AUGAGUGAUGGUGGUGAGAACACGUCGACCAAGAAACCUGAGAUCUGUAUUGUUAACCAGAGCUCUGUGCCUUCACCCACCAAGCUAUUUGCUCCCCCACCAAGACUCUCCCCAAAGACUCUCCCACAGACUCUCCCACAAGACUCUCCCACCAGGCUUCUCCCUGGGGCUCUCCCACCAAGACUCUCCCCCACCAGACUCUCCCCACAAGACUCUCCCCCACAAGACUCUCCCACCGGGCUCUCCCCCCAAAGCUCUCCCAAGACUCUCCCCCACAGACUCUCCCACAGACUCUCCCGCAGACUCUCCCUCAAGACUCUCCCCACAGACUCUCCCCACCAAACUCUCCCCACCAAGAUCUCCCACCAAGACUCUCUCCUGGACUCUCCCCCACCAGGCUCUCCCCACCAAGACUCUCCCACCAAGACUCUCCCCACCAAGGGCUCUCCCCACAAGAACUCUCCCCCCAUGAGAUCUCCCCCACCAAGACUCCCCAGAUAA
Homarus americanus (American lobster) is the source of this 501-nucleotide messenger RNA. RefSeq lists its product as uncharacterized. The transcript is spliced from 2 exons. The coding region runs from base 1 to 501 and encodes 166 amino acids. The record is from RefSeq and is a predicted model, not a curated record. NCBI's taxonomy places the organism in Eukaryota, Metazoa, Arthropoda, Malacostraca, Decapoda, Nephropidae.